AUUCCAGACACAAUCUCUACCGACACGAAUCCUGUUUUCAUUUUCAUGAUUGAAUAAUUAGAGACUCGGUAGUCAUCGCUGACCCUUUUUCGACCUUGAAGCAAUCGUUGCUCGACAUGACGGCCGCCGCCCGACUGACCUUCCUGAGUCCACAGGUGCUGCGUGGGAUACGCGUGGCGCCUCGCUCUACAGCUGGCUUUACCAGGCACAGAGGCACCUUUGCACGAAGGAGAGGGAAGGCCAUUGAGCCUCAACUUCUGAAGGCAGACCCAACUCUGAACCUUAAUACCUCGCAUCCUCUUAUCAGCGACAGCGCCAUUCGUCCUGAGACAUCUACAGCCACAACGACAGCGACAGCGCAAGAGCAAUUGCAGCCCACACCCGACAGAUCAGUUUCGACCAACGAGACACAACCACAACAACCUAACAAGGAAAACGAGACAACAAAGGAGGAACAGGCCAGAAUGGCUCGUGAAGAGGCUAAACAGAGCGGACCUCUAGAGGCUGUACUACACAUGGAACCACCCGAGGCGAAGACGAAGACGACAAGACCUGGCCCAGCCAUGUCUCCACCACCAUACGUCCACCACUUUGACAGUUACUCGCUCGUGAAGCACUUGCAGGGUGGGGGCUGGUCGCAGGAGCAGGCUACAACAUCAAUGAAGGCCAUUCGAACGUUGCUCGCAGAGAACUUGGAAAUUGCUCAAUCAACUCUGGUUAGCAAGAGCGACGUUGAAAAUGAAACAUAUCUCUUUACUGCAGCCUGCUCAGAAUUAAGCACCGAGAUAAAAAACAACCGACGGCUCGAAGAGGAACAACUACGACAGCAACGCACGCACCUGCAGCACGAGGUUGAUAUCCUGGCACAAUCACUCAACCAAGAGCUUCACACAUUGAACGAUAAUGUGCGAGGCUCGUUCAACGAUCGGAAGAUGGCUGUCAGGGAAGAGCAAAAAGUCGUGGAGAGCGCUGUUCAACAAAUCAACUACAAAAUCAGCAGUGUACUUAGUAGCGAUGCAAAGUCUGAGAUCGAGGCCGUGCGCUGGAUUCUCAUCCGUCGCUCUGUCCUGGGCAUACUCUUCAUGGCAGUCCUCACAUUGGGAACCCUGAGAUACGCCACAUACGUGAGCCAUGAGCGACAAAGAGAAGUGAAUCGCAUCCAGAAAGAGGAGGAAGAGAAGAAACGAAAUGGUGGAAAACAGGAUCGCACAAUAGAUGCGGAUGCGGCAGCGAUUUUGGCCGCCAACGGAUGAGAACUUUCACUGUACAUGUGAUGAACACUUUUUUUCCUUGGAUACUUUUUCUUUUUGUUUUAUUACCGAUACCCCUAUAGAUUUUUCUACUUGAAGAGUAAAACGGGCUCUUGUCACAAAAAGAAGGCUACAUCAUGGUAACUUGUGUGGGAGUUGCAUGAGCUGAUGAGAGAGAGCCUUUUGAUAAUGUGGGAUGGGUUAGGGAUACAUGGUACAUAUAUAUACAAGGCAUAC
Molecule: messenger RNA, 1487 nt
Organism: Fusarium graminearum PH-1
Lineage: Eukaryota; Fungi; Ascomycota; Sordariomycetes; Hypocreales; Nectriaceae
Exons: 3
Coding region: 117-1253 (378 amino acids)
Cellular component (GO): mitochondrion
Source: RefSeq, a predicted model, not a curated record